AUGUCAGGGAAGCGUAAAAGAGCAUUGGAACGUGGGGCUAAGAUUGAUUUAGCUUUUCAAGCAUUGUCUGUUAUUCCUAAACCCUCCGUAAGCUCCAUUGCAAGAAAAUUUGGAAUCUCUCCGUCCACCCUUCAAUUUAGAGUGAAUGGGGGCCAGAAUAGAGUUGCAGCUCAUGAAGAUCAGAUGCCAGUGAAGCUAAUCCAAGAAGCAAUGCUUGCUAACUGGAUUUUAAGAAGUAGCUUUGAAGGUAGACCUGUUAGUCGUAGGCAAUUGAUUGGUUUUGCUGCUGAAAUUGCUAUCGCAAAUGGCUAUGAGAAUAAAUUGCCACCAUAUUGGGUGAAAAAAAGCAUUGCUAGAUCAUACGGUAAGGCUCUUCGAGAGGACGAGGUUUCACCAGAAGAUACUUGGAGUAUAGAGGAGACGGGUCUAAAAACGGGUCAAGGUAGCAACGAAAUGGGAGCUAUAGAAUUACCAAAGUUAAGAAAGGCUUCAAAUGGUAAACAGUGUGACGAAGCUAGGAUAAUUGAUAAUGUCGGGAAAACGACUAGUUCACAACUUACGAAGGCGAUGAACCCACUCGAUCCGGAAACUCCUCCCAAUGAAUGUCUAACCAUUGAAUUCACAAGUCCCAAGAAACCAAAAGAGGCAUAUAAGAGUUUGGCUAGAUUGACUGAUCAAACACUUUCUCCAAGAACCAGAGCGGAGCAUUCGUGGAACAUUUGUCGGUUUAUGGAAAAGCAGGUAACAGAAAUCUAA
Molecule: messenger RNA, 756 nt
Organism: Hemisphaericaspora subhashii
Lineage: Eukaryota; Fungi; Ascomycota; Pichiomycetes; Serinales; Debaryomycetaceae
Exons: 3
Coding region: 1-756 (251 amino acids)
Source: RefSeq, a predicted model, not a curated record